UAAAACGCGCGUAAUUUCAACUGCCGUAAUAGGACAAUAAUGCAAUGGCGAAAGUAAAGUCCAAAAAAUCUGUGAGCAGAAAACAGUUAUUUCCCUCAGGUGUUACAACUGAGAAAGUUAGAGAGAGAAAUCGUAAACAUGUUAAGGUUCAGUCGACAAAAUUGACAGUGAAAUCAUCGCGUGAUCAAUCGAAAAAAGAACACAUCCCCUCCUCUACAUUUAGAUCUACGGAUAACUCAUCUGUUGACAAAACGUAUGUUCUAGAGUUUGAUGACGAAGAUAAAAGAAAAGUUAUUUUCACAAAGGAACAAAUGGAAAAUUGGAAGCCAAUGUCCGAAGAAUUAUUUGACAACAUGGCAAAAACAAUUCAAACUGCCAAACAAUUAAUUUUGAAUAGGUCUCAUGGUCUUUAUCAUGACAGUGUUAAGACAGCCAUGAAUACCUCUGAGAAAAGGUUGCUGGCAACUUUGGAAUAUCUGAAAGUGCCACUUCAACAUGGACAAAGCAUUUCUCCACACUCAAAGGCAUUUGCAGCAAAAGAUCUGGAUCAGUUAGAAUUGCAUGGAUGUGAACUGGAAUUUAGAAUUUCAAAACUGAACAAGGCAUGUGAAAAUCUACAAGAAGACUAUGACAAAAUUGAGUUGAACAAGGAAAACUCAAAAAUACACCCAGUUCUGCAAGAAAACUUUCAACGAUCCCUUAAGCUUCCAGUGUAUAAAACCAUGGGAUCCUAAAGAGUGAUUUAUGCCAAAAGAAAAUCGUCACGGACAUCUGCAUUUACCGGAAAUUAUAUACAUGUCUGUUUCCAGUCCAAUUCAGUGACUUUAUACUGUUGGUCUGGUCGUGCUCUGACAGGGCUUAAAUCUGAAUAGAUCGUGAAAUGAAAUUUUCACAUCAGAUCACGCUAUUACUACAUGUAUCUAUACUGUACGUGGGAGUUAUAGUUUAGCAUGAUUUGCAAUGACACAGCCAAGAUCCACAGAUGACAGGAUUUGAUCCCGUCUACACUGUAAUUACUGAUAAUUCAUAUCAUUAUCUACACUGUACAUUAGUUGUAUAAUUUAUAUAUCAUUCAAUUUGAUACAAAAUGUUAUACUGAGUUUAUUUAAGAAAUAAAUUUUAUUUUUGAAAAUACA
Molecule: messenger RNA, 1136 nt
Organism: Ostrea edulis (European flat oyster)
Lineage: Eukaryota; Metazoa; Mollusca; Bivalvia; Ostreida; Ostreidae
Exons: 7
Coding region: 45-734 (229 amino acids)
Source: RefSeq, a predicted model, not a curated record